Molecule: messenger RNA, 760 nt
Organism: Trichomycterus rosablanca
Lineage: Eukaryota; Metazoa; Chordata; Actinopteri; Siluriformes; Trichomycteridae
Gene: ppp1r14c
Product: protein phosphatase 1, regulatory (inhibitor) subunit 14C
Exons: 4
Coding region: 17-424 (135 amino acids)
Biological process (GO): regulation of phosphorylation
Cellular component (GO): cytoplasm
Molecular function (GO): protein serine/threonine phosphatase inhibitor activity
Source: RefSeq, a predicted model, not a curated record
CUGUGAUCUGUCUGCAAUGUCUGCCCUAAGUCCCGAACCGUCUGCCCCGAUUUCACCCGCAACGGGCCAGGUGUUCUUUCAGACGGUGCCCGGUGUGGGCUGCGCGGGUAGCGGCCCGGUGUCGAGAAAGCAGGGCAAAGUAACGGUGAAGUACGACCGAAAAGAGCUGCGGAAAAGACUGGUACUGGAGGAGUGGAUCAUCGAGCAGCUGAGUGAGCUGUACGACUGCGAGGAUGAGGAAAUGCCUGAGGUUGAGAUUGACAUUGAUGAUCUACUGGAGGUAAACAGCGAAGAUGAGAGGGCUGUAAAACUACAGGAAUCUCUCACAGACUGCUAUAAGCCAACUGAUGCUUUCGUACAGGAACUGCUCGGGAGGAUAAGGGGAAUGAGAAGACUUGGUGCCCCACAGAAGAAAAACAUUUAAAGGGCUUAUAAAAUGCCAACGACAAUCCAGCAACAAAGACUGCAACUCCCAAAAUUUUUCACCCAGCCCAGUUUCUUCGCUACUUGUAAUCUGGACUACAAAUCCCAGAUUGCAAAUGGUCAACCAGGACUCCAAUAUAGAUCGUAGCAUCAGUUUAGCACAGCCUUCUAAAACCUCAAGGUUUUAUAAACCUCUAACUUUAUUUUAACUGCUUGGAUCAAGUUUAAACUGAAUCAAACAACUUUUGAUUCUGUUAAUUUAACAUUUCUUUUUUGUAUACGGUACAGUUUAGUUUAGUUUUUUUUUUUUUAAGUCAUUGUUUGAUUUUAGAUAAGU